Molecule: messenger RNA, 5058 nt
Organism: Anopheles stephensi (Asian malaria mosquito)
Lineage: Eukaryota; Metazoa; Arthropoda; Insecta; Diptera; Culicidae
Gene: Ance-3
Product: angiotensin-converting enzyme
Exons: 11
Coding region: 426-3203 (925 amino acids)
Biological process (GO): proteolysis
Cellular component (GO): plasma membrane
Molecular function (GO): metallopeptidase activity; peptidyl-dipeptidase activity
Source: RefSeq, a predicted model, not a curated record
GGAUUGCGCACCGGGAGCUUUCAGUUUCGUUCGGUUGCUCGUCGCGGAUGGACAAUUUCGUAAGAAUCCCUUUCAAUGGAGGAAGUUUAGGAGUGUGUGUGAACAGGAAGGUGUGAAGAUCUAGAAACAUUCAAUAAAUAGGAGUGCGAAAUAUUCUUAGCAGAGAAUAAAUUGUUCUAACGUGCGUGACAAUUGUGAUUAAUAGUGACUUGAAUACAUGAUGCAUUGUUUGAAUGUGUGUCUUACAGUGUUACAGUUCAAGUGAGCGGUGGAAUACAUUAAACCUAAGUGAAAGUGAAAACGUAACGAUCGUCGAAACAAAUACCCACAUACGAUUAGCAUAAUCCGCCCGAAAAAAAAGUGUGUUUCUGUCAAACAUACCGUUGUAACGCCUUCCAACACAUGCACGAUAAUAAGGUUGCACAAUGUUGUGGCUGCUGAUAAAGUGCACAUUCGCUGCAGUGUUUGUGCUACAAUCGAUCCAUUGUGAGGCAGAUCCACAGCUUAACCUUCCGCCUUUAGCACCACCGGGCACGGAAGGGCGUCGCCCGGUGACAUUUCCCAACGGGGAUGGUUCUCCAACGCGGGUACCAUUAGGUGUGGACGGUGUGGUCAGUGGCGAUGGGAGUAGUGUGCACGAUCGAAGUAGAAGCGAACGGUUUGGUCCUCCGUACGAUGGUGAUGAUGAUGAAGAGGAUGAGCGACCAAACUAUCCGGCACAGCCACAGGGUCGUGCGAAUAAUGAGUACGAUAGACGAGCUGGCCCGGACUCGCCUUACUCUUACAACGAUCGUAACAGGUACGGUGGCGAUCGUGGCUAUGAUCCUUCGCGCAAUUCAAAUCGCGAAAGGUAUCCGGGCGAUCGAAGCCCAAAUCCUUCCGUUUCUGACGUAGAUAAUCCACUGCUGUAUCGGGACGGUGGUGAUCGCAAUCGGAACGGAUAUGUAUCGGACGUAGAAAACCCUCUACUCUACCGCGAUCGCACACCGUACAAUCCGAACCGGGAUGAUGAUGAUCGUAACCGGUACAAUCCCAAUGCACGUCCGUAUAAUCCUAACGAUCCUAACUUCGGUGGACGUAACCCAGAUCCGAACUAUCGUGAGCCAGGAUUCCGUGAUCCCAACUACCGUGAUCAAGGUUUCCGAGAUCCCACUCAACGGUUCCCGGGUAAUGAUCCUGCGUAUCGCGAUCGUAACCGGUUUCCGGACGAUCCUAACUACCGUGAUCCUUACCGCAGCCCGGAAGAGGAACGGUUCCGCAUUGAGAACGAGCGACGGUUUCGGGCGGAAACGGAAAAGUUGCGAGCGUUCCUAACCGAGAUUGAUCGGAAAAGCUCGCUGGAGUGUUCGUUAAACGUGGCGGCCCAGUGGAACUUUGAGACAAACAUCAACGAUGCAACGCAGGUCGAAGCGCUUGCAGCUCAGCAGAGGUACAACGACUUCCAGCGCUUGCUGUGGGAUCAAAUGCGUCGCAUCGACCAGACGAAAAUAUUCGAUGACAAGCUCUACCGGCAGGUGCGUCUCAUGUCGAUCAUCGGUCCAAGUGCACUGCCACCAGAUCAGCUUGACAGGUACAAUAGAAUCGUCAACGAUAUGCUGGCCAUCUUUAACGGUGCCACCAUCUGUGCUUACGAGCAACCGUUCGAGUGUGGACUACGGCUGCAACCCCACCUGAAAGAUAUAAUGGCGAAGAGCCGAGAUUGGAACGAGCUGCAGUAUACCUGGCUCGAAUGGCGUCGUAAAUCUGGACGAAACAUGCGAGAUCUGUUCGAACAGCUCGUUGAUCUUACGAACGAUGCCGGACGUGUUAACAACUUUACCGAUGGAGCUGCCUAUUGGACGUUUCCGUACGAGUCGCGCAAUUUCCGUGAAGAAAUGGAACAAGUGUGGCGUGAGAUACUUCCCCUCUACGAAAUGAUCCACGCGUACGUGCGGCGUAAGUUGCGAGAAUUCUACGGUCCGGAUAAGAUCAACAAGAAUGCUCCACUGCCGGACCACAUACUUGGUGACAUGUACGGACAGAGCUGGCAAAACAUUCUGGACAUAGUCAUACCGUACCCUGGGCGCAGUUUUCUGGAGGUUACGCCCGAAAUGCAAAAGCAGGGCUACAAUCCACUGGUAAUGUUCCAGAUUGCGGAAGAAUUUUUUGUAUCGAUGAACAUGUCCGCCAUGCCGCCCGACUUCUGGGCGUCGUCCAUACUUACCCAACCGCCAGACCGGCCGAUCCUGUGUCAACCGUCCUCGUGGGACUUUUGCACCGGGAAGGAUUAUCGCGUCAAGAUGUGUACGCAGGUCACGCACAAGGAUUUCAUUACCGUUCAUCACGAGCUGGCGCACAUCCAGUACUUCCUGAACUAUCGCAACAAUCCGAAAGUGUUCCGCGAUGGAGCUAAUCCAGGUUUCCACGAAGCGAUCGGUGAUGCAAUUUCACUCUCCGUCGCCUCACCGAAGCACCUGCAAAAUCUGGGCCUCGUCCAGAAGUCCGUCGAUGAUACGGCGCACGACAUCAAUUUCCUGUUUUCGCUGGCAAUGGAAAAGGUGGUGUUUCUACCGUUUGCCCUCGCCCUUGAAGCGUGGCGGUAUGACGUCUUUAGCAAGCGCAUCCGAAAGGAGCAGUACAACUGCCACUGGUGGCUGCUGAGGGAGGAGUAUGGUGGUGUUAAGCCGCCGGUACUUAGGUCCGAACUUGACUUUGACCCUGGCGCAAAGUAUCACGUGGCAGCAAACAUCCCCUACAUCAAAUACUUUUUCUCCAACGUGCUGCAGUUCCAAAUUUAUCGAGCCCUGUGCACCGCCUCCGGUCAGUACGUGCCGCAGGAUCCCUCCAAACCGUUGCAUAAGUGUGACAUCUAUCGUCAACCGGCGGCCGGUAACAUUCUCAAAAAGCUGAUGGAACGCGGUACAUCGCAACCGUGGCAGCAGGUCCUGCAGGAGGUGAUCGGCGAAGGCCGGCUAGAUGGAUCGGCAUUGCGUGAGUUUUUCCGACCGCUCGAGGAAUGGCUGCGGAAUGAGAACCUGCGCAACAACGAGUACGUCGGUUGGAUCUACGACGGGGACUACUGCAAGCACAGCAUCGAGACAGCCAAUCUGCAAGUGUUCGGCGGGUUCUACAAUGUUGCGGUCGAGCUGCAGCUUACGAGCUGGCUGGUGCUUACGAUUUCCUGCCUGAUCAGUGCGCUGGUGCACCACCGUCAGCUGAGAUAGAUGUCAGACAGUGCACCCAGCAACCGAGGUGACAGCGGUGAACAUGAAGAAACAGUUCGCCGUGUAGUUUAGAUUUUUGUUACCAAGCUUGAAGUAGUGUUAAACAUAAGUUAAUAAAUAAUAAAAAACAAGCCUCCUCCUAGCUCCUCAGAACAACUCCAAACGAAAUUCGAACCAAAAUGACUCGUCAAGUUCAUUGUCGUGCAGGUCGCUGCAUCCAGGAAAUCGGAACUUACAGGGCCAGUCAACUUGCCCGUGCACUCGCGCGACCAUAGACGAGGGCCACAAUUUGCCUCAAUUGAGUUGAGCGGGUUAUGUUUUGUUUUCAUUCGGCGUGCUUGUCACGUCAGCUUCCUUAAGUGGGGAUUGCAGGGUACGAGCGAGGCGAGAUGAUGUUUGCAAUUGGAUGCUGUUGCAGCUGAGUUAGACGCAUGAUAUCGUGGGUUUUCUUUCGAGAUGUUGAAUCAUUUCGGUCACUUAAAAUAAGCUGAAGAGGAGAAGAUUUUGAUGAAGUGACGAGGAAUUUAGGUACAAACGAGAGUGGUUGGUGCAUCAAACAGUAAGUAUAUUAAUGAAAUUCUAUCACAUCACAUCGACGCAAUAAUAUCUAAGCCCUGUGUUUUGCUCCAAGCUAGUGUUGGGAGAUUCGGAACUCGGAUGAUUCGAAGAGCAAAUCUUUGGAAAGAUUCGAAGCGAACUGUAUGUUUAAUGACGGAUUCGAAACCGAUUUGAAUUGGAUAGGGAUUUUAAUCUGAUUCGGAUUUGAUUGAGAUUAGAUUAGGAUUCGAUUGGGAUUCGGUUGGGAUUCGAUUGGGAUUUGAUUGGGAUUCAAUUAGGAUUUGAAUUGGCUUUGAUUGGCUGAGAUUAUUUGCGAUUAAGAUUUGGUUGCAAUUUGAUUGGGAUUCGAUUGGGGUGCCAACUGAUAUUUUAUUAAGAAUCGAUUGGAUUUGCGUUGGGAUUCUAUUGUAAUUUGAUUAGGAUUCCAAUGGAUUUCGAUUGGGAUUUGAUUAAAAUUAGAUUGGGAUACGAUUAGGAUUCCAUUAAGUUUUGAUAGAGAUUGGGUAGAUGUGACUAGGUUGAAACAGUUCUAUUGUUUGCUUUCAUCAUGCUUUAUGGAAUUUUGAUUGAGGUUGAGUUGGCCAGCUGAGCCAAGUGUCAGCUCACCAAAAGGAGAAAUAAAGGGAUUUGGAUUGGAUUCAGAUAUUCGGAUCACUAUAGGACUAUCAUUCGAAGAUUCGAAACCCCACUAGGAUUCAUUUUGUCCAUCUCUACCUCAUACUCCGUUGCAUCCGUCCGCUUUGAUAAAUAUAGACUUCCAAAGGCCAGUUCACGGACUAACUCUUGCCCACUAAGGGCUUCAAACGCUACAAAUACACAACCACACAGACACAAACACACACACACACUUUCGCAAACAGGCUGACCUGCGUGCGUGACAUCGACCCAGCACUAAAACAACAUCCCUUUAACGGCCAACAGCAAACGGACAGCGGCCAAGAUCAAGUGCGCGCGUUCGCCUUAUGCGUUGACAAAUGCAAACCCCAAAUGCGUCCGACGGUCGGGGUUUGAAGGGACCGACCACCGGUCCCACAUCCGAGAAGGGUAGCGCUAAAUUGAAUUGAUCGUGCAUUUCAUCUCGUUACAAUUUCCGAGACAAGAUGAUGCUGGAUGAUCCUCGAGAUGCUGUUGGUUGCGACAAACGGUGAGCCAUCGGAAUCGGUACGCCGGAUCUGUCGCAAGCUAUCAGUGUUCCGUUGACUUCUGACCGAUGCGAAACGGGAUAAGAACGAGCGAGCGAGAGUUGUCGUAUUGUGGAUGCGUGUUGUUGCGGGAAGUGAAAGAAAACUUGUGAGAA